Messenger RNA from Manihot esculenta (cassava), 2090 nucleotides. RefSeq lists its product as uncharacterized. The record is from RefSeq and is a predicted model, not a curated record. The transcript has 2 exons. Bases 269 to 691 code for a protein of 140 amino acids. Lineage: Eukaryota; Viridiplantae; Streptophyta; Magnoliopsida; Malpighiales; Euphorbiaceae.
AAGGUUUAAAGGGAAGGGCGUUAUAGUAAUUAUCGCAUGGCAUCGAUGUAAUUUAAACGGCAGACAAGGGCCAUUCUGAAGACGGCCUCUAUAAAUAUGAACUCACCCCUUUUCGUCACUGUUUUCUCGUCUCAGAAUCUUAAGCACUUCAAAUCUGCCGUUCUUUAGUUUCCUACUUUCCUUUUUCUUUUUUUGUUUCAUUCUUUAUCCGAUUUUCUUCAUUUUCUGAGUCAAUUUUUUUGACGUGGCAUGCAUCGAUUCGUAAAAAAUGAGCACCAAAACGAUGCGUUCCCCUCCCCGUCGCGUUCUGAAGCGCAAGGAGAUCAGAGAGGGUGUUGAUUCCCUGAAUUUGUCUCCACAAGCAGCAGCAGCCACAAAAUUACCGAAGCCGAGCAUUCCUCAAGCUGGCGCAGAGCCGGUUUCGUUUAAUCAGCUAAUGGCUGGGUAUUUAGCGCACGAGUACCUAACUAAAGGAACGAUCUAUGGUCAACAGUGGGACCCAGCCGGAGCCGAAGAGGAGUGGCAGAAGGUCGAUGACGAUGAGCCGAGUGAGGACGACGAAGAAGAAGCCGCGCCGAGCAAGGGAAAUUAUAAAAGGUACGUGGAGGUAUCGAGCUUAUUGAAGGCAGAAGGGGCUCACUUACCUGGCGUUGUCAACCCAAGCCAGCUCUCCCGCUUCUUGCACAUGUGAUCGGCAUGACUACUCAGGCUUGGCUGGCAAUUUUUAGCCGUGGAGCUUUCUCAUUGACCUAGACGCCAGAAGCAACAGUUGCCUAGCCUACAUGUCAAGCAUGCAAACCCACACCAGUGCUGCCAUCGACCAUACCGCUUUGCCAACGUUCACCGACAUUGCCAUGACCCGCAUCGUGAGGCAUAAUACCACUGGAAAGAACACUGCGAAAGACACCACACCCAAAACGAUGAGAAGCCAACAUGCAUGAAAAAUCACAAUAGAGAAGAAGGGAACGUAAACAAUCAUCAUCGGUGAGAAAACGAAAACUACAAACUCAGAAAAUCAGAUGGCCAAACAACCGGAUUAACCACGUGCCGCGAUAACUUCCACUGAAGAGAACGAUUAGCCCGUAAUAGUUUCAGUAUACUAUAACUAUAAUCCCACCUUAAGGAGUCUAACAGAGGUCUUUGGUGCCGACGACCAUCAAUCACCUUGCGAUUUCGACAAAAAGCAUCACGGUGCAAACCUUAGACUUACCACAAAGCAAAAAUCCUAUUAGAAUGGUGGGUGUAUAAAUCGAAUUUGAGAUGUGAAAAAAAAAAAAAAAAACUUUCUUUCAAGAGUUAAUUGUGAAAAAAAUCAUAUUAAAGAUCAUUUAAAGAAAAAUAAGAAAUAAUAUAAGGAGUUUAGAGUAACUAUUUAUUUGUAACUAUUGGAGAUACAUUUUUAAACAGAUCUGUUUGUAACUAUUGUGACUAUUGGAGAUAACUUUUUAGACAGAUAUGUCUGAAUAACUGAUUAGCAGUUUGGAUAAAAAAAAAUAUUUGUCAAAUUAUAAUCUUUGUUUGAGUAUAGUUUCAUAAACUCUCGAUUGCCCAACUUCAUCCUAAUAGCCGGAGAAUCCUAGUAGUUUUCUGGUUCAUCUGUCUCAAUAAUUAUAUCGAACCUAGUGUAGUGUUUUUCUCCCAAUUAUAUUGGCUGGGUAUCCACAAGAAUGAGGAAUUUUGAUACUUUAGCGGUCAAAAACACUUAACCCUAUUUGACCAAAUAUCUUCCUCCUUAAAGCGGUGGAAAAAUAAGUUUUUUGUCCUAUGUCACCGAACGCCAAAAGAGGGAAAUUUUGGGCAUCUCCAAAUAAAAUGACAUUACUAGAUAGAAUCGAAGAAGGAUAGGGUCCGCUCGAUGAGGGAAGAGAAUGAUGCUUUAGCCUUUCUCUUAACGAUGAAGAAAGCCCCAAAGAAAAUGGACAUCACCUUAGCGGUGAGGAACGCCAUUUUGUUUUAGCAGAGUCAUUUGCAAGCAACCAUAUUUGGGGUCCUCACUUGCCCAGCCUACCUAGCUUUGGGGAAGGCUCUUCUCUAGCUCGGGAUCAUGGUAUUUCACUUUCUGCCUUUUUUAUAUUUUGAAUUGUUUUGCU